This is a messenger RNA of Paecilomyces variotii, 1098 nucleotides long. Its product is annotated as putative iron-sulfur cluster biosynthesis protein Isd11. The record is from RefSeq and is a predicted model, not a curated record. The coding region runs from base 482 to 820 and encodes 112 amino acids. Gene Ontology annotation, cellular component: mitochondrion; L-cysteine desulfurase complex. NCBI's taxonomy places the organism in Eukaryota, Fungi, Ascomycota, Eurotiomycetes, Eurotiales, Thermoascaceae. The transcript has 5 exons. Gene Ontology annotation, biological process: iron-sulfur cluster assembly.
UCAUCGUCUCUCCGAGCUAACAGAAAAAGAGAACGCCGUCCGUUAUCCCUCACAAGACGUGCGGUUUGAUUGCACCACAACCCGAAGCAUCUAUCGCUGCUUCACCCGUAUAUCAUCUGUUCACUAUAAUCCAAUUUCCAUCGAGGAGAGAACUACAGUGCUCUCCGCGUUUUGCGGCGACGACGAUCCCCGGUCGAGCCAUCAAAUCCCGAAUGCGCCACAUUGGUUACUGCUGCUAUGACAGAUAUUCUCAACAAUAGCACACGCUGAAUCUCGUUUCUCUUGACGAUACGAUCCAUUUGGCGAUUGACUGAAUCGACGCCCAAGUCCUUUCCGGGCUAUCCGCUAAGUUUCCGUGCAGCAUCAAGACGGAGAAUCUGCAGACGUCCGAAGCUCGAACAGUUCAGGCUGGUUGAUUUCAAUCCUUCCUUCCAUAUAACAAUACUCCACUCUCCACUCAGGACGAUAUAAAUAAGCAAUCAUGUCUGUUUCUACGUUACAGCGUGAUACCGCGUUCCAGGUUCGCUCUCUGUUCCGCUCUCUGCUCCGACAAUCUUCGCAGUUUGCGAACUACAACUUCCGAGAGUACGCUCGACGAAGGACGAGGGAUGCGUUCCACGAGCAUCAGCAUGAGACGGAGGAUCGGAAGAUUCAAGAACUGAUCCAGGAGGGUCUGCGAAACCUGCAGAUGCUGAAGAGACAAACCACCAUCAGUCAGUUCUACCAACUGGACAGGCUGGUCGUUGAAGGACAGAAGACGGGAAAGCAAACAGGGAAUAAAGGCGAUAUUGUUCGCCAGAAGGAUACCGGCUGGGACUAAGCAGUUGGGUCUAGAAGGGAAUGCGAUAUGGCUCUGUAGGCCAUGAGACAGCGCUGUAUAAACUAAAUGCACAACUGUACUACCUCAUGUUGUUUGGGGGAAGAUGGAAGAGAUAAUGCUAGGCACAUGUAAUGGCGCUCCUGUGUAAUUUACAUAACUCAUCUCCUUUCUCUACUCUCCAAUGUUCUGUUGACGCGUACGGAUGAAUCAGCUGUUUAUUUUCGGCAGUCUACUUAUCUAGUAUUACUUUUUAAAUAAACACUAUCUUGUAUUCUGGG